UUCCAUCUCCAUCAGUCGUGAACGCUUCGGUUUUGAAGAGGCAUUCUUGCCACAACCUUAAUAUUCUCAACUAAUAACAACAAUUGGCAACGAUUUAUUUGUACACAUAAACUUAAAUUCAUCAAUUUUUACACUCGGAAAACACCUAUUAAUCAUUUGUAUCAUCAACGCGCACGAACAGCAAUAUGGGUCCUGUAAAGACCGCAAAUUUACCCAUCAUCCCCUUGGCAAUAGGUACCGUCCUACUUCCUGGGAUAGUCCUUCGCAUACCCGUAUCUGGUCAGCGAACAGAUAUCCCAGCCUUGCUGUCAGGAGUUUAUAGCAGAGCCGCUUCGACUACACCGAGUCAGCCCAUAGACAGUGUCAAUAUCGCUUGCGUUCCUUUAAACUCGCCAUUCCUCACUCAAGAUGGACAGAAGAUGAUCACUGGAGACGAGAAAGCUCCACGACCCAAAGAGCGAUUAGAUAUAAAACCAUCUGGUGCUACAAAGGAUGAUCUGUUUGGAUAUGGGGUGGCUGCCAAAAUAUCUGGGGUGGAGGGCACAACCGGCCGUUCAGGGGAAUUCGCCCUGUUGGUUGAGGGUGUGGCCAGGAUCAAAGUGGACAGGAUAACACAAGAGAGACCAUACCUUGAAGGAGAAGUUACAUAUCUAUAUGAUGAAGGUGAGUAGAUCUGCUCUUUUCUACAAUACAGUAUGUACUAACUUUGCAGAUGUAUCUACUGAGGAUGAUGCCAUCCAGGAACUUUUCGCACAUCUCAAACAACUAUCACGAGAACUUUUGACCCUCUUGCGACUUUCAUCCCUCCUACCCCGAACAUCUGGUGGGCUUUCGCCAGUACUUGCUCGCCGUCUCGAACUAUUUAUAGCAAAGAAGGACAUAUCGGAUGCCGGAACUCUGGCAGAUUUCAUGACGAAUGUGGUAGAGGCAUCGUUGGAGGAAAAGCUACUUGUUUUAGCUGCACUCUCAACUAAAGACCGCCUCGAAAAAGCAAUUGUUUUGCUUCAACGUCAAGUGGCCAGUAUCAACAAUAAUGUGAGAAUCACAACCGUCACCACCUCCAACAUCCCCGCAAAUAUAGAUAUUGAGCAAUUCAACAAAAUUAAUGGACAUCGUUUGCGAAGAAUAGGGAUGUCUGGUGUGCCGUUGCCGCCCAGUAUGGCGGGUAAUGGGGGAUCUCAGGAUGAUGAACAAGAGCCUGAUGAGGUUGAGGAGCUUAAGAAGAAGAUUGAUAAUGCAAAGAUGACACCCGAGGCAGCCAAGGUUGCAGACCGAGAACUGAAAAGAUUGAAGAAAAUGGCACCAGCUCAGGCUGAGUAUCAAGUCUGCCGGAGUUAUCUGGAGAACUUGAUUGAGAUACCGUGGUCUGAAAUGACUGAAGAUCAACUUGGCGUCGAUACAUUAUCGAGGGCUCGUAAACAGCUUAAUGAUGAUCAUUAUGGGCUGGAAAAUGUCAAGAAGAGGCUACUUGAGUAUUUGGCGGUUCUGAAACUCAAGCAGAAUACUAAUGAUGAGAUUAAUUCACAGCUCGCAAAAGCAGAAGAAGAAAAUGCAACAGCAAAAGUUGAAAUUCUCAAGAACAAGAAGAUGUUCGAUAAAUCGCCGAUUCUACUCCUUGUUGGCCCUCCAGGAGUAGGCAAAACUAGUUUAGCAAAGUCAAUUGCUACUGCCUUGGGUCGAAAGUUCCAUCGAAUCUCUCUCGGCGGCGUCAGGGACGAGGCGGAAAUACGAGGUCACCGCAGAACAUACGUGGCAGCAAUGCCCGGGUUGAUAGUCAAUGGCCUGAAAAAGGUUGGGGUGGCAAAUCCUGUCUUCCUGCUUGAUGAAAUCGACAAGGUUGGGUAGGUAACGUCGGUUGUCUCUGGGGGUUUCUGUAGCUGACACCUCCUCUAGCACAUCCAACUUCCAUGGUGACCCCUCGGCUGCCAUGCUUGAAGUUCUAGAUCCCGAACAAAACCACACAUUCACGGAUCACUAUGUCAAUAUACCUAUCGAUCUUAGUAAGGUUCUUUUCAUUGCCACAGCGAAUAGUUUGGAUACUAUCCCUCCACCACUACUUGAUCGUAUGGAGACAAUUAGCUUGUCAGGAUACACGACACUUGAGAAGAGACAUAUCGCCUUGCAGCAUCUAAUCCCAAAGCAGCUCCGCACAAGUAAGCCUUCACAAUCAGCUGAGAAUAUUGUAUACGGCCACUGACGCUGUGUAGAUGGGCUCGGAGAAGGACAGGUCGAGUUCAACCAAGAUGUUGUGUCCAAGAUCAUCGAAUCGUACACUCGCGAAUCAGGGUAAGCAUUGAUGGCAUAAUUUCCUAUCCCCUAAUCACCGAGCAUUCUAUACGCUAUAAGUUUAAGCUCGCCACUCUCAAGCACCAUUUUAGUAACGUCGCUGACAAUCUAAACUCUUAGUGUCCGUAACCUCGAGCGAGAGAUUGGAUCCGUAUGUCGUGCCAAGGCGGUAGAAUAUGCGGAAGCAAAGGAUUCGGGACAUACGGGUAGAGGCCCCUUCCGCAUGAUGGUUAGCCAGCGAAUACUGACAAGUCUUACAGAGAAGUACAAAGCACAGCUGUCCGUGGAAGACAUCGAGGAAAUUCUGGGCAUCGAAAAAUUUGACGAAGAAAUUGCCGAAAAGACAAGGUUUGCGCUCCAUUCACUAUCAUUAGUCUUCAGAAUUGAGACUUCCUAGCUUAAGCCUAUGUAAGGAUAUAAAACUAACUACAAUGCUAGCCGUCCGGGAAUUGUCACAGGUCUCGUGGCCUAUAGUUCUGGCGGGAACGGCAGUAUACUUUUCAUUGAAGUUGCCGAUAUGCCAGGAAGCGGCAGCGUGCAGCUAACAGGGAAAUUGGGCGAUGUACUAAAAGAGAGUGUGGAGGUAGCACUAACCUGGGUGAAAGCUCAUGCGUACGAGCUGGGUUUGACGCAUGACCCAUCGGAGAACAUCAUGAAGAAUAGAAGUAUUCAUGUGCACUGUCCUUCAGGGGCUAUCCCAAAGGUUUGUUUUCCCAUGAUGUUGUGUUAUAAUCCACUAAUGGAUCAACCAGGAUGGCCCAUCUGCUGGUAUGGCACACACUAUUGCACUUAUUUCGUUGUUUUCCGGCAAGCCUGUGCCCCCGACUAUGGCAAUGACGGUAGGUCUCACUAUGCAAUGCUCGUAUGUUCAUGGCCACUAACAUUCCAUAGGGUGAGAUAUCCUUACGUGGACGUGUUACCGCCGUGGGUGGUAUCAAGGAGAAGCUUAUUGGUGCUCUUCGUGCCGGUGUUAAGACUGUAUUAUUACCCGCAAACAAUAGGAAAGAGCAAGUUCUUCCCCUCCCCAAAAUAUCCAGCACACUAACAAUAUCCAGUAUCAAGGAUGUUCCCCAAGAAGUUAAGGAUGGCCUAGAGAUUAUUCACGUCAGGUAUGAGUUUUGACAUUUCCCUCAUCCCAUUAAUUUACUAGCUUUCAUGUGGAAACUGACAUGCCACUAGACACAUUUGGGAAGCAAUGCGAUACGUCUGGCCUGAAGCACAUUGGCCGGGCGAGGAGAAUUUGGCGGGCAUUGAGAGUCGUCUGUGAUUUUGAUAAUCAUAUCAGAUCCGAGAUCUCCCGGCGACACCAUGGUUGUGUAAUCUUGACGGAAAUUAUCCGCUAAUAAACUGCAUAUUUCCUCGCUUCUUUUAAAUGAUACGAUCACAGUUGGCGUCUCGAGCGAAAUCAUAAAAUACAUGAGCAAAUAUUGCCUUCUUGUGUAUGUUUACUUUUUUUAGCGCGCGUUUGGAGUACUGGGUUACUUGUUGGAUGGGCGUUAUUGUAUGGCCCCGAGGGAUUCGGAGAUGAUCAUAUCUACAUAGGCACUCACUGCUAUUUACCAAGUUUUAAAAAUCAAAUGGU
Sclerotinia trifoliorum is the source of this 3868-nucleotide messenger RNA. The record is from the annotation of a GenBank genome assembly. NCBI's taxonomy places the organism in Eukaryota, Fungi, Ascomycota, Leotiomycetes, Helotiales, Sclerotiniaceae.